This is a messenger RNA of Sardina pilchardus (European sardine), 11512 nucleotides long. It is a transcript of the gene celsr2, whose product is annotated as cadherin, EGF LAG seven-pass G-type receptor 2. The transcript has 35 exons. Gene Ontology annotation, biological process: G protein-coupled receptor signaling pathway; cell surface receptor signaling pathway; homophilic cell-cell adhesion. The record is from RefSeq and is a predicted model, not a curated record. Lineage: Eukaryota; Metazoa; Chordata; Actinopteri; Clupeiformes; Clupeidae. The coding region runs from base 174 to 9197 and encodes 3007 amino acids. Gene Ontology annotation, molecular function: G protein-coupled receptor activity; calcium ion binding. Gene Ontology annotation, cellular component: plasma membrane.
UGUGGCUCUGGCAAGGAGACUGCGGUUUCUCACAAUUCUACUGGAUUAGCUACUGUGGAGUAGUGGAAGCAUGGAUACGCCGCAACAAAAGGGAACGACGAGACGGAAAGUUUGAAGGAAGGCUGGCGCAAUUUCAUAGACUGGAGUCCCAAAGAACAGAACUGAGAAGCGAUAUGUUCGUCAUAAAGUGGGAUUUGUUGUUUGUUAUUUUCGGGCUGUCCAAAGUAAUCUCCCUGGCGAAUGGCUACAUUGUACACAUCAACGAGGAUGCGGAACCGGGGACGGUCAUUUCAAGUGUGCAACAGAGUGGGGCUUGUACUUUGGACCAGGUAAUAGCUCCGAAAUUCACAAAGCCCUUCAUUGAAACUGAUGAGGCGGCGGGCAUUGUGUCCGUUUCGGGUGCUUUGCAUUGUGACUUGUUCCUUUCAAACCCUUUCUCUGUGUAUACUGUCGCAGACUGUGUGACUCACGUCCCCGGUUUUAGACACCUUCUAACUACUGAGUAUGAUGUGCAUGUUCACGGCAGGAACUGUUUAAACAAACACAAGCGUAAAACGAAAUGGGACCUUGAUGUAAUAAGUUUGUUAAAUGUCAAUAGCCAUCAGCCCGAGUGCUACAAGGCUGACACUUAUCUUUUCUCUGUAUGGGAUCUGUUGCCCGGUUCUCUGAGCUCAAGCAGUGUGCGCUGCAAUGUUACCGCGAGUUCGGAUUUUUACCUUUCUGAUGGGCAAUUAAUUGUUUCACGGGCUGUGUGCUUUAAACACGAAACUUUGUUGGAGUUUGACCUGCGCUGCAUCAGACACGGCGAGGGCGCCGCCGAGAGCGCGGUGAAAAGGAGGCAUGAGAAUGCCUAUGACAUCUCGGUGCACUGGCGUGUGGGUCGCGGCUCUUUCAAGCAAGGCUAUCUGGAGAAGCUGCUGAAGAGAGCGGCCCGGUCUGACUCUGGUAUAGUGAGCAGAAGGAAGCGGAAUGUCAACAGUAGCCCACAGUUUCAGCCACCCAUGUACCAGGUGUCAGUGGCAGAAAACAAGCCAGCUGGCACUCCUGUGAUUGUUUUGAAAGCUGUGGACCCCGAUGAGGGGGAGGCAGGCAGGCUGGAUUACUUCAUUGAGGCUCUGUUCGACAGCCGCUCCAACAAUCUUUUUGCUGUUGACCCUGUCAAUGGGAUCGUUUCCACUGUUGAGAUACUGGACAGGGAGACCAAGGACACACAUGUGUUUCGAGUGACUGCAGUGGACCAUGGCACACCAAGGCGCACAGCAAUGGCCACACUGACUAUAACGGUGAGCGAUACGAAUGACCACGACCCCGUCUUUGAACAGCAGGACUACAAAGAGAGUGUGCGUGAAAACCUGGAGAUUGGCUAUGAGGUGCUGACUGUGCGUGCCACUGAUGGAGAUGCACCCGUCAACGGAAACAUCUUCUACCAUGUGAUCAACAGCAAUGGCACCAAUGCCGUGUUUGAGAUCGACUCACGCUCAGGGGUGAUUCGCACCAAGGGCCCUGUGGACCGCGAAUCUGUUGACGCCUACAUGCUUCUGGUAGAGGCCAAUGACCAAGGACAGGAGCCAGGCCCGCGCAGUGCUACGGCGACCGUGCAUAUCUUGGUGGAGGACGAAAAUGACAAUGCGCCUCAGUUCAGCGAGAAGCGAUACGUGGUGCAGGUGCCUGAAGACCUGGCGCCCAACACCGAGAUCCUCCAGGUGACUGCCACGGACCAGGACAAGGGCAGCAACGCGGUGGUCCACUUCAGCAUCAUGAGCGGCAACACGCGAGGCCAGUUCUACAUCGACGCCCAGAGUGGCAAGAUGGACCUCGUGAGCCAGCUGGACUACGAGGCCAACAAGGAGUACACACUCCGCAUCCGCGCGCAGGACGGCGGUCGCCCCCCGCUCUCCAACAUCAGCGGUCUGGUCACGGUGCAGGUGCUCGACGUCAACGACAACGCACCCAUUUUCGUGAGCACCCCCUUCCAGGCCACCGUGCUGGAGAAUGUUCCGGUGGGCUACUCGGUCAUCCACAUCCAGGCAGUGGACGCCGACUCUGGAGACAACUCGCGCCUGGAUUACCGUCUGGUGGAGACCACCCCUAACUUCCCCUUCAUCAUCAACAACAGCACGGGCUGGAUUGUGGUGGCGGCCGAGCUCGACCGAGAGAGCGUGGACUUCUACAACUUCGGCGUCGAGGCACGUGACCAUGGGACGCCCAUCAUGUCCUCCUCGGCCAGCAUCAGCAUGACCAUUCUCGACGUGAACGACAACAAUCCAGAGUUCACGCAGAAGGCCUACUACAUGCGCCUGAACGAGGACGCCGCCGUGGGGACCAGCGUGGUGACCGUGUCGGCCGUGGACCAGGACAUCAACAGCGUGGUGACCUACCAGAUCUCCAGCGGCAACACGCGCAACCGCUUCUCCAUCACGAGCCAGAGCGGCGGCGGUCUCAUCACGCUGGCUCUGCCGCUGGACUACAAGCUCGAGCGGCAGUACGUGCUAAGCGUCACGGCCUCGGACGGCACACGGUUCGACACCGCCAAGGUCUACAUCAACGUGACCGACGCCAACACGCACCGACCGGUGUUUCAGAGCUCCCACUACACCGUGAACAUCAACGAGGACCGACCUGUUGGGACCACCGUGGUGGUGAUAAGCGCCACAGACGAGGACACUGGGGAGAACGCACGUAUCACUUACUUCAUGGACGACAGCAUCCCACAAUUCAACAUCGACCCCGACACAGGAGCAGUCACAACGCAAAUGGAGAUGGACUAUGAAGACCAGUUGUCCUACACGUUGGCCAUCACGGCCCGGGACAAUGGCAUCCCACAGAAGUCCGACACGACCUACUUGGAGAUCUUAGUGAGCGACGUAAACGAUAACUCCCCGCGCUUCAUCCGAGAUCGCUACACGGGCUCGGUGAUGGAGGACGUGCCGGUGUUCACCAGCGUGGUCCAGGUGUCCGCCACGGACCGCGACUCUGGGCUGAACGGACGCGUGUUCUACACCUUCCAAGGCGGUGAAGAUGGCGAUGGUGACUUCAUCAUCGAGUCCACCUCUGGUAUUGUCCGCACGCUGCGACGCCUUGACCGUGAAAACAUGCCGAUUUACAACCUGCAGGCGUACGCGGUGGAUAAAGGAGUGCCCGCUCUCAAAACACCCGUGGACAUCCAGGUGACAAUUCUGGACGUGAACGAUAACCCUCCCGUGUUUGAGAAGGACGAGUUUGACAUCUUGGUGGAAGAGAACAGCCCCAUUGGGCUGGUGGUUGCCCACAUCUCGGCCUCUGACCCCGACGAGGGGAGCAACGCUCAGAUCAUGUACCAGAUUGUGGAGGGUAACAUCCCUGAGGUGUUCCAGCUGGACAUCUUCUCUGGAGAACUCACUGCGCUGAUGGACCUGGACUACGAGAUCCGCUCCGAGUACGUGAUCGUGGUCCAGGCCACCUCUGCCCCACUGGUGAGCCGAGCCACGGUCCACAUCAAGCUCGUCGACAAGAACGACAACGUCCCCGUCCUGAAAAACUUCCAGAUCAUCUUCAACAACUAUGUGACCGACAAGUCCAACAGCUUCCCCACAGGAGUGAUUGGCCGGAUCCCGGCUUUCGACCCGGAUGUGUCGGACCAGCUGCAUUACAGCUUUGAGGCUGGAAAUGAGUUGAACCUGGUCCUGCUCAACCAGAGCACCGGGGAGAUUCGCCUGAGCCGUGACCUGGACAACAACAGACCCCUGGAGGCUUCCAUGAAGAUUGCCGUCUCAGACGGGGUCCACUCGGUGUCGGCCCAGUGCCUGCUGCAGGUGACCAUCAUCACGGACGAGAUGCUCUCCAACAGCAUCACGCUGCGGCUGGCCAACACGUCGCAGGAGCGCUUCCUGUCGCUGCUGCUGGCCCAGUUCCUGGAGGGCGUGGCGCGCGUGCUCUCGGCGGCGCGCGAGGACGUGGUGGUCUUCAACGUGCAGGACGACACCGACGUCAGCGCCAGCAUCCUCAACGUCAGCCUCUCCGUGGCCGUGCCGGGCGAGGGAACCGGCGGAGCGUCGGGACGGGGCGGCCACGGCGUGGAGUUCCUGGGCUCGGAGGAGCUGCAGGAGCGGCUGUACCUGAACCGCAGCCUGCUGGCGCGCAUCUCCUCGCAGGAGGUGCUGCCCUUCGAUGACAACAUCUGCCUGCGCGAGCCCUGCGAGAACUACAUGAAGUGCGUGUCGGUGCUCAAGUUCGACAGCCUGGCGCCGUUCGUGGCGUCCGACACCAUCCUGUUCCGGCCCAUCCAGCCCAUCGCCGGCCUGCGCUGCCGCUGCCCGGCGGGCUUCACGGGCGACUACUGCGAGACCGAGGUGGACCUGUGCUACUCCAAGCCCUGCGGCCCGCACGGCACCUGCCGCAGCCGGGAGGGCGGCUACACCUGCGAGUGUCUGGACGACUACACAGGGGAGCGGUGUGAGCUGUCUUCGAGGUCGGGCCGCUGUGCCCCCGGCGUGUGUAAGAACGGCGGCGCGUGUGUGAACCUGCUGGUGGGCGGCUUCCGCUGCGAGUGUCCGGCGGGCGGCUACGAGAAGCCCUACUGCGAGAUGACCACCCGCAACUUCCCCCCGCAGUCCUUCCUGACCUUCAAGGGCCUGCGCCAGCGCUUCCACUUCACCCUGUCCCUCUCGUUCGCCACCAGAGAGCCCAACGGCCUGCUGCUCUACAACGGCCGCUUCAACGAGAAGCAUGACUUCAUCGCCGUGGAGAUCAUUAACCAGCAGAUCCAGCUGACGUUCUCUGCAGGCGAGACCAAGACGACGGUGUCCCCUUACGUCCACGGGGGCGUGAGCGACGGCCAGUGGCACGUCAUCCAGGUGCACUACUACAACAAGCCUAUUCUAAACCAGGCCGGCCUCCCUCAGGGCCCAUCCGACCAGAAGGUUGUCGUGGUGACUGUGGAUAACUGUGACACAUCUGUGGCACUGAGAUUCGGUCACGUGAUUGGGAACUACUCCUGCUCAGCCCAAGGCAGCCAAUCAGGAUCUAAGAAAUCUUUAGACCUGACGGGUCCUCUACUGCUGGGUGGGGUCCCCACACUACCCGAGGACUUCCCCAUUCAGAACAGGCAGUUUGUGGGCUGCAUGAAGGACCUGCGCAUAGACAACCGCCACAUCGACAUGGCCAGCUUCAUCGCCAACAACGGCACCCUGCCAGGCUGCUCGGCCAAGAGGCACUUCUGCAACACCAGCCCCUGCCUGAACGGAGGCACCUGCGUCAACUUGUGGGGAUCCUACAGCUGUGACUGCCCCCUAGGCUUCGGAGGACGCAACUGCGAAAAAGUGAUGCCAAAUGCACAGCGUUUCCAGGGAAACAGCCUGUUGCUGUGGAGCAAUUUGGCGGUGUCUGUGACGUUGCCAUGGCAGCUCGAGAUCAUGUUCCGAACCCGGGAACCGAGCUCGACCCUCUUGCACCUGACAGCGGGUCAGCACCACAACCUGACUCUGCAGCUGCGGGAGGGCAGACUGCAGCUGCUGCUGCAGCGUGGCGAGGACUCGGGGCUGUCUCGUCUUGAUGAUGUCACGGUGAAUGACGGGGACUGGCACCACGCCCAGGUGGAACUGCGGGGGGGCGCUGGAGGAGGAGCCGGACGCCACAGGCUCCUGCUGACCUUUGACCACGGCCUCUACACGGCCAGUAUGGAGGUGGACAACAAGCUGAAGGGGGCCAAACUGAAGACGCUGAGCGUGGGGGGCUUCACUGGGAACAACGGCAAAGUGUUGCAAGGAUUCCGUGGCUGCAUUCAGGGUCUGCGUAUAGGGGACGGCCCCAGCAGCAUGGUGUCCCUGAGCCUGUCUCAGGCCCGCCGGGUCAACGUGGAGUCGGGCUGCAACGUGCCCGACCCCUGCCUGUCCAACCCCUGCCCAGCCCACAGCUACUGCAGCGACGACUGGGACUCCUACUCCUGCACCUGCCACACAGGUUACUAUGGCACCAACUGCACUGACGCAUGCAUGCUGAACCCCUGCGAGCACCUAUCAGCUUGCACCAGGAAGCCAAGCUCCUCCCACGGCUAUGUGUGUGACUGCCCCAGCAACUACUUUGGCCAGUACUGCGAGAAGAAGACUGACCUGCCGUGCCCUAGAGGUUGGUGGGGUCAUAAGACAUGUGGACCAUGUGACUGCCAAACAGACAAGGGCUUCGACGCUGACUGCAACAAGACCAGUGGGGAAUGCCGCUGCAAGGAUAACCAUUACCGGCCGCUGGGCAGUGACGUGUGCCUGCUGUGCGACUGCUACCCGGUGGGCUCCUUCUCGCGAGCGUGUGACCGGGAGAGCGGCCAGUGCCAGUGCAAAGCCGGUGUGAUCGGGCGCCAGUGCGACCGCUGCGACAACCCCUUCGCCGAGGUCUCCGCCAAUGGCUGCGAAGUGAUCUAUGACAGCUGUCCCCAGGCCAUUGAGGCGGGGAUCUGGUGGCCCAGGACCAAGUUUGGCCUCCCUGCUGCAGUGCCCUGUCCAAAGGGCUCCGUGGGCACAGCCAUUCGUCACUGUGAUGAGCACAAAGGCUGGCUGCCUCCCAACCUCUUCAACUGCACCUCGGUGACCUUCACCAAACUCAAGACACUGGCGGAUCGUCUGACGCGCAACUCGUCCCUGCUGGAGUCGUCGGAGGUGCAGCGCACGGCCACGCAGCUGGCCAACGCCACGCGCCACACCCGCAGCUACUACGGCAGCGACGUCAAGGUGGCGUACCGGCUGACCCAGAGCCUGCUGCUGCACGAGAGCAGCCAGCAGGGCUUCAGCCUGGCCGCCACGCAGGACGUGCACUUCAACGAGAACCUGCUGCAGGUGGGCAGUGCCAUCCUGGCGGGGGAGACGCGUCCGCACUGGGAGCUGAUCCAGCAGACGGAGGGGGGCACGGCGGCGCUGCUGCGCCAGUACGAGGAGUACACCAACACGCUGGCGCAGAACAUGAGGAAGACCUACCUCAGCCCCUUCACCAUCGUCCUGCCCAACAUCGUCAUAUCCAUUGACCGGCUGGACAAGAUGAACUUCGCUGGUGCCAAGCUCCCCCGUUAUCAGUCCCUACGCGGCCCCCGACCUUUUGACCUCGAGACGGCGGUCACGCUCCCCGACUCGGUCUUCGAGCCCGCCACCGAGGGCAAAGGUCAGCGGCCGGCGGAGCCCCUCCCAGAGGCCGUGGGCAUCAACCGGACGACGUCGGCGUCCACCCGCAGGCGGCGACACCCGGACCAGCGAGAGGAGGACGCCAUCGCCAGCGUCAUCAUCUUCCACAGCCUGGCGGGACUGCUGCCCGAGAGAUACGACCCAGACAAGAGGAGCCUGAGAGUUCCCAAGCGGCCCGUCAUCAACACCCCGGUGGUGAGCAUCACGGUGCAUGACAAUGAGGAGCUGCUGCAGCACGCCCUGAAUAAGCCCAUCACCGUGCAGUUCCGCCUCGUCACCACCGAGGAGCGCUCCAAGCCCAUCUGCGUCUUCUGGAACCAUUCUAUAGUAACGGGCUCCCCUGGGGGCAGUGGUGCCUGGUCAGCUAAAGGCUGUGAUGUGGUGUUCCGGAACAGCACCCACAUCAGCUGCCAGUGCUACCACAUGACCAGCUUCGCUGUGCUCAUGGACAUCUCCAGACGAGAGAACGGGGAGAUCCUGCCGGUGCAGCUGGUGACGUGGAGCACGGUGGGCGUGACGCUGGGCUUCCUGUUGCUGACCAUACUCUUCCUGGCCGGCCUGCGCGCCAUGCACAGCAACCGCACCAGCAUCCUCAGCAACGCCGCCGCAGCCCUCUUCAUCGCCGAGCUCACCUUCAUGCUGGGCAUCAACCAGGCCGACAACCCCUUCCUGUGCACGGUGAUUGCCAUCCUGCUGCACUUCUUCUACCUGUGUGCGUUCUCCUGGCUCUUCCUGGAGGGGCUGCACGUGUACCGCAUGCUCACCGAGCUGCGCGACAUCAACUACGGCCCCAUGCGCUUCUACUACAUGAUUGGCUGGGGGGUGCCCGCAUUCAUCACAGGGCUGGCGGUGGGCCUGGACCCAGAGGGCUACGGGAACCCAGACUUCUGCUGGCUCAGCAUCUACGACACGCUCAUCUGGAGCUUUGCAGGGCCCAUCGCCCUGGUGGUGUCUAUGAACAUCUUCCUGUACAUCCUGUCCUCCAAGGCCUCCUGCGCCAUGCGACACCACAGCUUUGAGAAGAAGGAGCCGCCUGUUACGGGCUUGAGGACUGCAUGUGGCGUCCUUUUCCUGGUCACAGUGACCUGUCUGCUGGGCAUCCUGUCGGUCAACAGUGACAUGAUCAUCUUCCACUACCUGUUUGCUGCAUUCAACUGUCUACAGGGACCCUUCAUCUUCUUCUUCCGCAUCGUCUUCAAUAAGGAGGCGAGGGAGGCCAUGAAGUACUGCUGCAGCCGCAAGAGGCCCGAUCACAUGAUCAAGUCCAAGCCCUCCUCGUACAACUGCAACACCAGCUACAUGGACGGGCGUCUGUACCACCUGCCGUUCGGAGACUCCAGCGGCUCCCUCAACGGCACCCUGCAGAGCGGCAAGAGCCAGCAGAGCUACGUGCCGUUCGUCCUCAGAGACGAUGUUGGGAUGGAUAACAGCCAGGCCCACAUUGCGCUGAACGACCAUAACUCCCUCUUUCAUGACAUCAAAGAACAUGUAGACGAUGAAGAUUCGGACUCUGACAGUGACCUGUCUGAGCUGGAGGACGACCAGAGCGGCUCCUACGCCUCGACCCACUCUUCGGACAGCGAGGACGAGGACGGGCCGUACCCUGAGGAGGAAUGCUGGGAAAGUCUGGCCACUGGCUCCGGCAAACGUCCACAAGGGGAGUAUGCAGACGAUGACGAAAGUGGGGCCGAGAAGUUGAGGGUGGAGACGCUGACCCAUCCGGACGACCGAUACGGAGACCGAGCAGAGGCUUAUGGGAAGGAGAACCUGCUUCUGCUGCUGCCCAGCAUCCCCAACCCCAACGCCCACCCACAGAAAGGCAUCCUGAAGAAGAAGCAGCUGUCUCCUAUUGCCGAAAGGAACGGCAUCAACCGCAUCCACAACGAGCUGGCUGGCCCCGCCUCCUCGCGAGGCUCCUCCUCCAGUGAGGGGAAGGGCGGCGGGGCGAAGGCCAGCGUGCCGGAGCAGCUGAACGGCGUCGCGCUGAGCAUCAAAGCCAAGGGGGCCGCGGACGACGACUCGUCAGGAUCAGACCACCGCAGUACAUCCAUGUGACCAGCCUGACGGACGGGUGUGUCUUUGCAGGUCCUAGAGCCACACUCCCCACAUUCUGUUUCCUGCCUCCUGACCUUCACGACCACACACCAGUGUAUUCUUAUUGGCCGGAAGAGGAGAAGAGUGACAGGAGGGCGGGUCUGAGGAGUCCUUCUGUUUCUCUGUGUCUUAAGCUGUAUUUCAUUUAUGAUGUUUUACAUCCGGAAACUGUUACUGCACCAUCAUCUUUCUCUCAGUAGAGUUCUCUAUUUUUUUGUGCCAAACCUCACGCGCGUCUGUCUGCCCCAGACCACGACAGGGCUGCACUGAUCACACUGAGGCCAUCUUUGGUUUCCUCAUUAUGGUUUUAGCAUAUAUAUCUUUUUUUUAUUUUUGUUUACAUACUUGAAGCAAUGCACUUUUUUUGAUCAAUUAUGAUGCUCAGUUUGAUGCCAUGCUCACCCGUGAAAACAGGAAUUCACCUCCAGUUGUCGUCUUUAUCAUUUGUUGUUAUUGUUGUUUUUUAUGUCACACAGAGGAAAUGCGAUUAAGUUCCUCUUUGUCGGGGUUUCUUGGUCCCGACUGAACACUGCUUUCGGGGAAGUUCCCCCGUCCAAUCUCAACCACUCACUACUCCUGGAAGGGCCAGUUGUACAGUUUCAUUUUCAUGUUUACGUUUUUAAGAAAAUACUUUAUGAAGGAAGAUGCUAAUCAAGAGUGCAGAUGACCUCAGACGUCUGCUUAUUAAACAAGACUGUGCUAGGAGUAAUCCAGAGAGCAUGACGGCCUCUGGAAGGGACUACUGCUGAUAUCAGGAAGGUCAAACACUGAAGGACUUGCCUGUGCUGAUGUGUAAAGGACACAUCUGGCAGAACGUGUAGCGUGGGGACUAAAGACAGACAUUCAGCUGCUACAGACAAAUAAAGAGGUGUUACCACCGCACAACAUCAUGGAAAAUGCUAUAAACUGCUGAAUCACUGUGGUUCCUCACAAGGCCGAUCGUCAAGACGACACCUCCAGUUCCGGAAUUCUCUCUAAGACUGUGAACCUGCCGGCCUGCCUUGUCCACCACACUAGGCCUUUUGUUUUGUAACACCAGUGGGAGACUUUUCGAGAAAUCAGAUCAGAGGGAAAAUAAUAACAUGUGUGACAUGUGCUACAAUGGACUUUUGAUACCUAAAAGAAAACUUUUGUAAAAAAAAAAAGACAAAAUGCUGGGAGAGAAUUUUAUAUGACCAUUUGAAAACGCUCCUUAUCUUUUGUUUUGUCUGAGAGAUUUGCCUUUCGCCGUUUUGUUUCUGUGAUAACUUUGUAUUUUAUAGAUUAGAUAUGAUAUGAAGGCCACAAUACUGUUUUGUAAAAUACUGGCAAAUGUGUGAUGUUUGUAGAAAUGUUGCUGUACAGACUUGUAAGGAGAGCAUAAACUAUUUACACUAAUACUCCCCUCCCCCACUUCAAGGGGUCUUCAUUACAAAUGUAUUCAUGUUGAUGGAAAUAAACCACUGAUUCCCUGAUUCUUACCAUAUUACUUAAAGCCAACAUGUCACAUGACACAUUUGAUGGGAUGGGAUUUCAAUCAAUUAAUCUGUUUUGUGAAUUUUGAACAAAAAUUGAAGUUCAACGUCUUUCAUAUUAAGUUAUUUUUUUAUUGCUAUUUUUUUUCCCAGGUUCAUCAUUAUGAGUGUAGAUAAUCUAUAGAUAUAAAUGACUAGCUUUCAAAUGUUGUGUUCCAUUUCAUUUGACUUCUACUAAGCUCUGAAGUCUAUGAUUCACAGACAUGUAUUCAGCCUACAAAUGCACAAAUACAUUGGUCUCAGUUUAAUCUUUUGCAAUGCCCAAUGAUCAAACCCAUGGAAAAACUCACACAGAAGUGAAAAUGGCUGUUAACGUCUGUCAGUCUUUGUCAAUUAUUUUGCUUCACUGUUUACUGAGAAAAGGUGACAAGGCUGAUUAUGUUGAACAUGGCUACAGAUGCUUGAUGUCAUUUCUGUCUAUAGUGCAGUCAAGGUACUACUGAAUCAAUCCUUUAUCAUGUUCACUAUUGCUGAUAUAAGGGGCCUAUAAUAUGUGGAAGCAAUGUCUCUUAGUGGUCCAAACUGCCCUCUAUAUUUUUGGCUUAAUUUACUCUCUACUCUUCUUUCUGGAAUUUUCCACAUUCUGUGGUGCAUAUAUUCAUGUGACAGGAGUGAUGCAUUCUGUCUCUUGAUAUUUUCCCAGCUAUUGAUGUCAAAGCUUUAGUGAAACAGGGUAGAAAACAUAUGGGUUGUAUUUUUCUAUGUGAAGCCGCUUUGUAAUGGACCGCACCAAACUUGGAGUAAAUCAGACUGUGUUUUUAA